AUGGUCGGGGGCGAUUUCAAUUGUGUUAGAGACCGUGGUGAUCGUAGGAAUUCUAAGUUUAAUGCGGCUGAAACGGAUGAGUUCAAUGAAUUCAUAGAGGGGGUGGGUCUUCACGAGUACUUGUUAAGAGGGUGGAAGUUCACUUUCGUUACCGGGAAUAAAUGUAGUCGCAUAGACAGGAUGUUUGUUUCGUGGAACUUCCUUUCUUCUUGGCCGAAUGCGGAAUAUCGUGCUCUUGCUAGGGAAUGUUCGGAUCAUAGUCCGCUUGUUUUGAAAGUUGGGUAUAGGAAUUUUAGCGUUAAACAGUUCCGAGUAUUUACUUCUUGGCUGUAUCAUAGCGGAUUCAAAGAAGUGGCGGCUAACGCUUUAUCGGAUUUCAAGGAUGGUGGUUUGCUUGAUGUUCUGCUUAUGAAAAAGUUCAAAUAUUUGAGGCAAGUUAUCGCUAAAUGGGUGGAACGAAGCAAAGCUGUGGAAUGUGAGGAAGAGGAAAACUUGGUGCAUGAGCUGAAUGUUUUGGAUUCGAUUAUUGAAGAAAGGGAUUUCUCAGAAGCGGAAUGA
Helianthus annuus (common sunflower) is the source of this 558-nucleotide messenger RNA. RefSeq lists its product as uncharacterized. The transcript has a single exon. The coding region runs from base 1 to 558 and encodes 185 amino acids. Gene Ontology annotation, molecular function: catalytic activity. The record is from RefSeq and is a predicted model, not a curated record. Lineage: Eukaryota; Viridiplantae; Streptophyta; Magnoliopsida; Asterales; Asteraceae.